Molecule: messenger RNA, 1608 nt
Organism: Trichoderma harzianum CBS 226.95
Lineage: Eukaryota; Fungi; Ascomycota; Sordariomycetes; Hypocreales; Hypocreaceae
Exons: 7
Coding region: 1-1608 (535 amino acids)
Biological process (GO): DNA-templated transcription; regulation of DNA-templated transcription
Molecular function (GO): zinc ion binding; DNA binding; DNA-binding transcription factor activity, RNA polymerase II-specific
Source: RefSeq, a predicted model, not a curated record
AUGGGUGCCGACAUUCCUAUUCCACAUCAGCCGGGACCCGCGUUGCCGCGCUCCGUCAACGUUGUGGCUAUGUCUAAGUCAAGAGACUAUGCCUAUGAUAGGUGCUCUCGUGAACAGCCGAAGUGUGCCACUUGCCGCCCUUGGCCUGGCGAGUGUGUCUAUUCCAAAGAAGUCUCAGCUCCAAGAUAUCAAACAGGAGCCUCGAGCGCGAAUACCGGGAUCCUAUACCCAACAAAGAAAGACUUGGACAGUUUCCAGGAGCGCCUCAGUCGUAUAGAAGCAGCUCUUGAGAAACUGGCCCGCGCUGUGGAUAGUUUAAACCCUAAUAUGAACAGGGUAGAUGCCACUUUCGCAUCUGAAAAAAUAGCUGGCUUUUUUAUUCCAUCAAGAGCUCUUGGAUAUACGCUUAUUGGUCGGUUUCUGAAUAUUUCUGACCUGGCUGACUUGAUCGCUAUCAAGCCUUCUGACCAGAUUUUGAUGGAAGUCAUUUUUGAGCCUGCAUCAGUUACCCAACGCAGUUGGGUACUUUACAUUAAUUUUAUAUUCCUCAUUAUCUCCCACAAGGACCAGACACUUAGCCACCUCACCACAUCAUUCCGGCAUAACAUUCGACUUGCCUUAGAUGAUGCCAAAAUAUUCCUAGAGCCAAACGAGGUGAAUGUUCAAGCAUUGACCAUGCUUUCUUGCCUUGGAGAGGACUAUACUUCUCCGAGCCUAUCAUGGAUGCUUGCAAGCCACGCCUGCCGGCAGGCCCAAGCCCUAAGCCUACACUUUACGGAGCAGCACUACUCCACAGAACAACAGCGCCGAUUGACUCUCUUUUGGGUAGUGUUCAUGGUCGAUAAAGCAUGCGCCUUGGUUUUUGGUCACCCAAUAUUAUUAUCAAGUAAACUGUAUGAAAACGUGCCCUUGCCUGAUUUCCAGCACCUCUUAAAAUUUCGCCCCCGAUAUGGGCAAUCCAACAAUGUUCACUCGCAGCUUUAUUUGUCAACAUUUGGCGCCCACUUUUUGACUCAAAACAUCAAAUUGGCAAGAUUAACUGGCUUAAUCCUUGAUAUCCCGACUAAUGGCUCUCAACAUAGUGGUCGGGAGGGCUUAAUAUCGUAUCUGGAUGAUUGGGACGUGUCAACAAGACAGAUCUUAUCAGAAGCUCGGGGACUUGAAGCUGAUCAUGCGAGUGAAGAACAGCUUCGUGGAAUGUCUCUUGCCAUUCGACUCAUGAGGUUCAAGUAUUUACACAUCCUUGUCUUGACAUUACCAGAAGAUGUCCAAUACGCUACUCUCCGACUUGAGUCUUCGCGGGAGGCUCUGUCCCUUCUUUCACACCUUUCGAGUAAACACCAUGUAUAUAGAGGAAUUUUCUGGACACUUCUUUAUUAUCCUUUUACCUCAUUUUUCGUAGUCUUCAAUCACAUUACGUGCAAUCCAGAGGCACCAACCACGAGCGGAGAUUUAGAUCUGUUGACCACAACGCUGUCAUAUUUCCAGUCGAUGAAAGUAAAACUACACACACAAUCUGUUGUUACAUCUGAGUUGGAGAAAAUGGUCGAAUCAUUUAUUCAGCUUGCACGCUCAGCCGUCUCGAAAGACAUACCAAGUUACACUUAA